Messenger RNA from Triticum aestivum (bread wheat), 1569 nucleotides. RefSeq lists its product as uncharacterized. Bases 61 to 1050 code for a protein of 329 amino acids. Lineage: Eukaryota; Viridiplantae; Streptophyta; Magnoliopsida; Poales; Poaceae. The transcript has 2 exons. The record is from RefSeq and is a predicted model, not a curated record.
AGGGCAUACGCUUCCAGCUAUUUUCACAUGGUAUAAGAGCCAAUCUCUUCCUUCACAUCUAUGUCCAUCGCCAGCUCUUCUUCCUCCGCUGCCAUGGCUGCUCCCUCCCUCGCUGCUCUCGGCCACACCAUCACCGAGAAGCUCACACGCGACAAUUUUUUGGUGUGGAAGGCCCAGGUCCUCCCACACAUCCGCAUCGCUGGUCUGAUGGGCCACCUCGAUGGCACAACGGCAGAGCCCGUUGCCGUUCUGAUAGCGGAGACGGAGGUCUCCGGGAAGAAGGAGGUCACUUCGACCCCCAACCCUGCCCAUGGCGUUUGGGUCAUGCAGGACCAGCAGGUCCUUGCGUUUUUGCUUGCCUCCUUCUCACGGGAGGUACUUCUUCAGGUCCACGACAUCCCGACGGCCACUGGAGUCUGGACACCGAUCCUCGCCAUGUUCGCAUCGCAGUCCCGUGCGCGGGGUAUCCAGCUCCGCACGCAGCUCGUCAACACCAAAAAGGGCGGUCUGUCUGCCACCGCCUACUUCGCCAAGAUGAAGGGCCUCGCCGAUGAGAUGGCGGCGGCUGGGAAGCGCCUUGACGAAGACGACCUUGUCUCUCAUAUCCUCGGUGGGCUGGACUCGGAUUACAGUCCGUACGUCGCGGCCCUCUCUGCUCGCACGGACCAGACUAUCGGUCUCAGCGAGCUGUACGCUCCUACUCUCGGCGGAGGCGCGGCUGGACUCCCAGAACAGCACCCACUCCGGCUACUCCGUCAACCUCGCCUCCAAGGGGGGAAUCGUCCCCAGCCUGGUCGCUCCUCUGCUGGUAACAGCGGCGGAGGUGGAUCACGCCCAGAAGGCGGGAGUGGAGGCCCUCUCAAGUGCCAGAUCUGCAAGAAAGAUGGCCAUGGCGCAUGGAGCUGCGCCAAGCGCUUCGACAAGAGCUUCAACAACAACCAGAAGCGCUAUGGUGGAGGUGAUCGCCAUGGUGGAGGUGGCCGCCAAGGUGCAGGUGCUCGUUCUGUCAACACAGCUGCUACAACCUCCUAUGGCGUAGAUACCAAUUGAUAUCUUGACACCGGAGCCACUAAUCACGUGACCGGAGAGUUGGAGAAACUCCACAUACGUGAUCGCUACACCGGGCCGGAACAAAUCCACACCGCGAGUGGUCAAGGAUCAGGCCACGGGGAGAACCAUUCUUCACGCUCCGAGUAAGGAGGGGUUGUACCCCUUCACUGACCAACCGGCUUCCCAUGGACGUCACAUGCUUGGAGUUGUCAAGCCAUCUACCUCUAGGUGGCACCGACGUCUUGGUCAUCCGUCCAUACCGGUGGUCCAGCAAAUUCUUCGUAAUCAUAGUCUUCCAGUGUCAAAUAAAAGUGAUCACCAUCUUGUGUGUGAUGCGUGUCAAAUGGCGAAGAGCCAUCAGUUACCAUACCCUCGUUCGACUAGUGAGUCUCAAGCUCCUUUAAAGCUAAUUUUUUCUGAUGUAUGGGGCCCCGGGCCUCUUUCUGUUGGUAGGCAAAAAUAUUAUGUCAGCUUCAUAGAUGAUUUCAGUAAAUUUACUUGGAUUUAUCUUAUCAAAAA